ACAUCAAAUUUUGAGCGAGCAUGGGCACACAGCAAAACAGCGACACAGUUUCAUUUAUAUUCUCCAAGAAAGAUAAAUAUCUCGUCAUUGAAUAUUCAGUGACCCGGACCGACCGCAGCAGCCUGGCUUGUCAAAAAGAGCACAAGGAAAGUUUAAAGAAGCGUAAAAGGAGAUGGACAAAGAAACCAAAAGUAAAGACCAAAGGGUCUAAACUGCUUAUUAAAUGUGGGUUCAAAUUCCAAGUGGAACCUACAAGACCGUCCACGGUUCAGACAUUGAAGGAAGAAGACGCGGAGAUUCUAAGGCAGUAUUUCUUCCAGCUCGAUUCUAAGGUUGAUGAAACUCAUGAUUUGGAAUGGCCAUGGGAACUCUGUUUGGAGGACGCAUACGAUUGGGACGAGUGGAUGACGAAUAUAAGCCCGAUAGCCAUGGCGAAAGCCUCAAAGCAAGAGAGGCCCACAGUGUGA
Molecule: messenger RNA, 467 nt
Organism: Bipolaris maydis ATCC 48331
Lineage: Eukaryota; Fungi; Ascomycota; Dothideomycetes; Pleosporales; Pleosporaceae
Source: RefSeq, a predicted model, not a curated record